This is a messenger RNA of Suillus fuscotomentosus, 1516 nucleotides long. Its product is annotated as ribonuclease H-like domain-containing protein. Gene Ontology annotation, biological process: nucleobase-containing compound metabolic process. Gene Ontology annotation, cellular component: cytoplasm; nucleus. Gene Ontology annotation, molecular function: 3'-5' exonuclease activity; nucleic acid binding. The transcript has 4 exons. Lineage: Eukaryota; Fungi; Basidiomycota; Agaricomycetes; Boletales; Suillaceae. The record is from RefSeq and is a predicted model, not a curated record. Bases 106 to 1149 code for a protein of 347 amino acids.
CGAAUAACGAAAUACUACAGUACUGGGAAAGCGCUUAUGUAGCGCUUUAGUACACGACCACAACGAGCUUCAUUCCUGCGAUACUUCAAUAUACCAUAAACUAGGAUGUCUGGCACGGCAGAAGGCUCGGUUAAAACCACAGUCUCGCGUCCAGAGCUUCCGCAUUACUUUUGGCGGCAUCAAAGUCCUACUCGUACCCGGAUUCAAUAUAUCACAAAUCACCUGAAAGCAGAUUUCGAGUUAUCUCGGUUGGCCAUAGGACCUCUUGGUUUUGACCUAGAAUGGCGCCCCAACUACAGGAAGGGUGGGAGGGAGAACCGCGUAGCGCUUGUUCAGCUUGCUGGUUUCGACACCAUAUUGCUCCUACAAAUAAGCGCCAUGUCAGAAUUUCCGUUGAAAUUGAAGGAAGUGCUUGGGGAUCCAUUGCGAGUCAAGACUGGCGUUAGCAUCCAACGUGAUUGCCAAAAGUUGUAUCGGGACUGGGGGGUUUCAACACGCAACUGCGUAGAGCUAGCACUUCUCGCUCGUUCGGUCGAUAAUGCCCGAUGGAAGGGAAAGUACACCAGCCCACUUGGGUUAUCUCGCCUUCUUGAGACCUACGUGGGUUUCUCUUUGGCGAAGGGAAAGGUGCAACGCAGCAAUUGGGAGCUCCGUCUUUCCUCGGUCCAGCAAGACUAUGCAGCUAACGACGCGUGUGCUGGGUAUGCUAUCUAUACUCGGUUGAUCGUCUUGGCUGGAGAUAUGCCCGAUGUAAACCCAUAUUACUACUCCCUUAGUGUUGUGAAUGGCUUCGUGCUAGAUCACCUUGGGAUUUCACAGUGGAUUCCCCACAACCCUCAUUACGAUCCAGGUCCACCGCCUCCACCCAAGGAACCGAAGGAACCGAAAAAGAGAAAUGAAACACACAGAGCACCGACGUCGAGUACCGUCAGUCAAGGCACAGCUUCUUCCGGAUCCUCUUUGCAGGACGGAAUUAGUAUAAGUGCCAGACAGGGUCCUCUGCUUGCCGGUGUCCCUGUUUCCCCUGCUGUGAACUCACGAGCAGGGGCUUUCCAUCGAAUUCCUCGUAAUCGCUCUACUUCCACCCAACGGCCUCAGAAUCAUAGUUAUGACCCUGCACAAUAUUCUGUUACCAUGCGCUUCCAGUAGCCUGGACACCAGGCAGGAGCACGACAUGAUUCGCACCAGAAUGCCGGGAAAGGAACUACUUUUCCCAUCAUGGUCUUCGGAUUACGAUUUUUGCCAAGGUUGCAAAAUAGUACGGGCUGUUGUUCAAUCUGGCUAGUGGAUGUGAGCUGUUGAUUAUUUGGAUCCCACAUGUGAUAAUGGCGAUCCUCGUGAAGUAUCUUGUUUCUUAACUAUAUUAGAUUCAUAACCUCCUUGAAAGAUCAUGCGCCAUUUUGUCACAAAAUAUUAUCUAUUUCUAUUGCAGUUGAGGAAACUGGGCACUUGUCAUUCUAAGCCGACUCUUGGGACUUGCUGUCUUGCCCUUCUGGCACGCUAGACCGCAUAUACU